Molecule: messenger RNA, 342 nt
Organism: Paraglomus occultum
Lineage: Eukaryota; Fungi; Glomeromycota; Glomeromycetes; Paraglomerales; Paraglomeraceae
Source: the annotation of a GenBank genome assembly
AAAAUAUUUAAAAACUUUGCUUCUUCCUUCCGCGCAAAUAUGGCAAACCCGUUCAAAUAUAUUCGCGACAAAGUUCAACGUUCCAAAAUCGAAGAACUUGCAAAAAAGAGCGACACAAUAUUAGCAAUUGAAGAACUCCCACCUUUCCUUACUACGCGCGCCACAGCUUCUUUGGUCCUCCGGGCUUUAGAAAACAUGCCAGCUCUCGUGUUCCAAUGGAAUCCAGCAGGAUUUAACGAUGUUGCCGCAGCACCAGGAUUACGAAACGGUGUUGCGGGUCAAAACUUGGCUGCAAUUAUCACAAAUCUUACCGAAACUGGAGCAACAAAUUAUGGCAACAUU